GCCAUUUUGUAGUCAUUUAAAACUUGCUCGUAGAUURAUGUGACUGCGCUCCGUGGAUACUAUGGAUUUAAGUGUCGUUUCCACUUUCAAACUUCACCAUGAAGGAUAAAAGAAAAAGGGACAGGGAUAGUUAAUGCUUUGGUGGAGGUGUUUCGAUGAAGUUGAAUGGGUUUUGUUGGAGUUUUAAACCAUGGAAUUACCGAUGUAUUGGAUCUGGGUUUGUGUUCUAUUCAAUGUGCCCUUGCUGGGAUGUUUCGAGCUACACCUUUCGGAGACGUUACAAACGGGGACCGUUUUGGCAAAUUUGUCCCUGGGGCCCGGUUGGACAUACAAAAUCGACAGGACUUUAACUCCUAAAUACAUUCAGAACUUUUUACAAGUGGAAUGGCAAGAAGGAGCUCUCCGUAUGUACCGAAAAGUGGAUUGUGUGCGCUUAUUGAGGAACCCGGUGCCUGUCUAUAUCAGGAUAGGCUCGUUGACGUCUGAAAAUGUUGUUUUGACACAUUUCAAUACAUUUGUACACGGACAAGACUGUUUUAUCAAAUACAAGAGAAAGAGCACAAUAGGUAAACUCGACAUUCACAUCAAUUACCUUUCCAAACUGGAAGCAACUUCCUGCUUACCCGCAGGUAAUUUGCUUGUGAAUGUAACAAAACUUUUGCCUGCCUUUACGCGAAAUAUCAAUUUUUCUGCCUCAUCAUGUACUACUGGGAAAGACUUGAGAGCAGUUUUUAAACAUGGCAAUCUAUUGCUGGAGGAAGACUACUGUUUGGGGCACGGAGAGCUGCGCGAUGUGCAUUUGCAUUGUACACUGCGUGCUCUGAGUGACCGGAGCGUCCGCGUCUCCGUGCGCGUGAGGUUGCGGUUGGUGACAGUGGUUGAGGGAGAGACCCAUGGGCAGUUAUCAUCAUCACACACCAUCCAGAUUGUGCCUGGCAAAUGGAACCACCGAAAACGGAGAAAUGUGAACACACCUCCCCAGUUUCAGCUCCCCAACUACCAGGUGUCUGUUCCCGAGAAUGAACCAUCAGGGACCCGCGUCAUCACACUAAAGGCCACUGAUCCGGAUGAUGGAGAGGCAGGUAGAAUAGAGUAUGGAAUGGAGGCCCUCUUUGACAGCAGAUCCAACGACUUUUUUGUAAUAAACCCUCAGACCGGUGCUAUUACAACAGUGCAGCCUUUAGACAGAGAGGUCAAAGACACACACGUCUUCAAAGUAAUGGUGACAGACAACGGCUCCCCACGGCGCUCAGCCACGUCUUACCUCACCGUGACRGUCRGYGACACCAACGACCACGGSCCGGUGUUCGAGCAGACUGAAUACCGUGUAACCAUACGGGAGAAUGUAGAGGUGGGCUUUGAGGUCAUGACCAUAAGAGCCACAGACGGGGACGCACCCUCCAACGCCAAUAUGGUCUAUAAAAUMGUCAACAGCGRCRGAGUGAACRCUGGUUUUGAKAUCGACCCACGCCACGGGCUAGUGAGGAUCAGAGAGCGGCCCGACAGAGAGACCAUGUCCCAGUACCAGCUKAUCGUGGAAGCCAACGACCAGGGGAAAGACCCUGRACCCCGGAGCGCCACGGCCACCGUCAACAUCUCGGUAGAGGACGAGAACGACAACUACCCCCAGUUCAGUGAGAAACGUUACGUGGUCCAAAUCCCUGAGAACGUGGCCGUCAACUCUAAAGUCACUCAAGUYSAGGCCACGGACAWRGACGAGGGAAACAAYGCUAAGGUCCACUACAGCAUCAUCAGUGGCAACGUGAAGGGRCAGUUCUACAUCCACUCKCCCAMUGGGGUCAUCGAUGUCAUUAAUCCCCUGGAUUACGAAAUGAUCAGAGAGUAUAAUUUACGGAUUAAAGCUCAGGAUGGUGGCAGGCCUCCGUUGAUCAACGGGACUGGGAUGGUGGUGGUCCAGGUGGUUGACGUAAAUGAUAACGCUCCUAUGUUCGUCAGCACGCCGUUUCAAUCCACUGUGCUGGAGAAUGUGGCCAUUGGCUACUCAGUAAUCCACAUCCAGGCUAUAGACGCUGAUUCUGGGGAUAACGCUCGUCUGGAGUACCGUCUCACCGACACCUCCCCUGGUUUCCCCUUCACCAUCAACAAUAGCACUGGGUGGAUCACGGUCGCCGCRGAGCUCGACAGGGAAACCACCGAGUUCUAUACCUUCGGCAUGGAAGCAAGGGAUUGUGGGAUACCUGUGAUGUCAUCCUCAGCCAGCGUGAGCAUCACGGUCCUAGAUGUGAACGACAACAUCCCGACCUUCACAGAGAAGGUGUAUUCUCURAAGAUKAAUGAGGAUGCUGUGGUGGGGACCAGUGUGUUGACAGUGACAGCCRUYGACAGGGAUGUAAAUAGCGUCGUWACCUAUCAGAUCUCYAGCGGAAACACCAGGAAYCGUUUYGCCAUCACCAGUCAGAGUGGAGGMGGGCUCAUCACCUUGGCGUUACCSUUAGACUACAAACAGGAGCGCCAGUAYGUCCUGRCRGURACUGCUUCGGACGGCACRCGUUAUGACAUGGCACAGGUGUUCAUCAACGUCACGGACGCCAACACRCACCGCCCCGUGUUCCAGAGCGCCAACUACCAGGUGAUGAUUAGCGAGGACCGGCCCGUGGGGUCCAUUGUGGUCGUCAUCAGCGCCACCGACGAAGACACGGGUGAAAACGCUCGCAUCACGUACAUCAUGGAGGACAACGUCCCCCAGUUUAAGAUCGACCCCGACACGGGCGCCAUCACCACCCAGAUGGAGAUAGACUACGAGGACCAGGCGUCGUACACSYUAGCCAUCAUCGCCAGGGACAAYGGCAUUCCUCAGAAGUCCGAUACRACCUAUGUGGAGAUAAUAAUCCUGGAUGCCAAYGACAACACACCUCAGUUCCUACGGGACAUGUAUCGGGGGACUGUAUUUGAGGACGCACCCGUUUACACCAGCGUGCUCCAGAUAUCUGCCUCCGACAGGGACUCCGGGUCCAACGGCAGGCUGAGCUACACCUUCCAGGGUGGAGAUGACGGRGAGGGGGACUUCUUCAUCGAGCCCUACUCUGGCAUCAUCAGAACAGCCAGGAAGYUAGACAGAGAGAACGUGCCUGUGUAUACMCUGAAGGCCUUCGCUGUGGAUAAGGGGAUYCCUCCUCUCAAAGCAGCRGUGGACAUCCAGGUGUCAGURCUGGAUAUCAACGAYAACGCSCCCGUGUUCGAGAAGGACGAACUGUUUAUCUACGUAGAGGAGAACAGUCCCGUCGGUUCCGUCUUGGCUCGGAUCAGCGCCACCGACCCAGAUGAGGGAACCAACGCUCAGAUCAUGUACCAGAUCGUSGAGGGGAACAUCCCRGAGGUCUUCAAGCUGGACAUCUUCAAAGGCGACCUCACCGCCCUCACGGACCUCGACUACGAGUCCAGAACCGAGUWYGUYAUYGUGGUCCAGGCCACGUCCGCUCCGCUCGUCAGCCGGGCCACRGUCCACRUCCGUUUAGUCGACAUCAAUGACAACGACCCGGUUCUGCAGAACUUUGAGAUUAUCUUCAAUAACUAUGUGACCAACAAGUCCAAUAGUUUCCCCUCAGGGAUCAUAGGGAAGGUACCUGGCCAUGACCCGGACGUGUCGGAUAAACUCCACUACAGUUUUGAGUCGGGGAAUGAGCUGAACCUGCUAGUGCUAAAUGCAGACACGGGGGAACUAAAGCUCAGCAGAGACCUGGAUAACAACAGACCUCUAGAGGCCCCCAUGACUGUCUCUGUCUCAGAUGGUGUCCAUCGGGUCACAGCUCUGUGCACCCUGCGGGUCACCAUAAUCACAGACGACAUGUUGACCAACAGCAUCACGGUGCGCCUGGAGAACAUGUCUCAGGAGCGCUUCCUGUCCCCUCUGCUGUCCCUCUUCCUGGAGGGUGUGGCAGCCGUGCUCUCCACCAGCCGCCAGGCCGUCUUYGUGUUCAACAUUCAGAACGACACAGACGUCCGCGGCGCCAUCCUCAACGUGACCUUCUCGGCRCUGCAGCCAGGGGGUCACCCAGGGAGGUACUUCCCCUCCGAGGAGCUGCAGGAGCAGAUCUAUCUGAACCGCACCCUGCUUCGACUAAUAUCAUCACAACAGGUGCUUCCCUUCGAYGACAACAUCUGCYUGAGGGAGCCSUGUGAGAACUAUAUGAAGUGUGUGUCCGUGCUGAAGUUCGACAGCUCGCCGCCCUUCAUCUCCUCCGACACGGUGCUGUUCCGGCCCAUCCACCCCGUCAACGGUCUGCGCUGCCGUUGUCCUGCAGGCUUCACCGGGGACUACUGCGAGACGGAGAUAGACCUCUGCUACUCRGGACCCUGCAGGAACAACGGGAAGUGUCGCAGCCGAGAAGGAGGCUAUACGUGCGAGUGUCAGGAAGACUUCACUGGUGAGCACUGUGAGGUGAACGCCCGGUCGGGGCGRUGUGUCCCGGGGGUGUGUAAGAAUGGGGGGAAAUGUGUGGACCUGCUGGUGGGGGGGUUCAUGUGCCAGUGUCCCCCGGGAGAGUACGAGAAGCCUUACUGUGAGAUGACCACCAGGUCUUUCCCUGGUCAAUCCUUCAUCACCUUCAGAGGACUACGACAGAGGUUCCACUUUACUGUCUCAUUCAUGUUUGCCACCAGAGAGAGGAAUGCCCUGCUGCUGUACAAUGGGAGAUUUAACGAGAAACACGACUUUAUCGCCUUGGAGAUUAUCGAGGARCAGAUCCAACUCACCUUCUCUGCAGGAGAGACUAAGACCGUGGUCCAUCCCUUUGUUCCCGGAGGGGUCAGUGACAGCCAGUGGCACUCUGUCCAGCUGCACUACUACAACAAGCCCAACAUUGGUCGUCUGGGGAUCCCCCAUGGACCCUCGAGUGAGAAGGUGGCUGUGGUUGCUGUGGACGACUGUGACAUCGCCAUGGCAGUUCGCUUUGGCAACCAGAUCAGCAAUUACUCCUGUGCUGCCCAGGGCACCCAGACCGGACAGAAAAAAUCAUUGGACCUGACAGGACCGCUGCUGCUGGGAGGUGUUCCCAACCUGCCCGAGGACUUCCCUGUGAGGAACAGAGACUUUGUGGGCUGCAUGAGGAACCUGAGCAUCGACAGCCAACCCACCGACAUGGCCAGCUUCAUCGCUAACAACGGAACCACUGCAGGUUGUCCUGCCAAGAGGAACUUCUGUACUAAGGAUUUGUGUCAGAACAGAGGAGUGUGUGUCAACAAGUGGAACACCUACAGCUGUGACUGUCCUCUGGGCUACGGGGGCAAGAACUGCGAACAAGUGAUGCCAUCCCCGCAGCACUUUGACGGCCAKGCCCUGGUGUCGUGGAGUGACCUUGACGUCACCAUCGCUGUGCCCUGGUACAUGGGCCUGAUGUUCCGGACCAGGCAGGGCACUGGCACGCUGAUGCAGGCUACCGCUGGAGACUUCUCUACUGUCAAUCUACUGAUAAGUGAUCAGUACGUGAGGUUUGAGGUGUUUCUGGGAUCUGAGAGGGUAGCGUUGCUGGGCUUCCCUCAAGUCCGGGUGAACGACGGGGAGUGGCACCAUGUCCUGGUGGAGCUGAAGAGCGUCAAAGACGGCAAGGACAUCAAGUACAUGGCCCUGGUGUCACUGGACUACGGACUGUACGAGAGGUCUGUGGAGAUAGGUAACGAGCUGCCAGGUUUGAGGCUGAGGGCGCUGUAUCUGGGAGGGUUACCAGGAGAGGGGAACCACGUCCACGAUGGCUUCACCGGUUGUAUGCAGGGUGUGCGUAUGGGCGAGACGUCCACCAACGUGGUCAACGUGAACAUGCUGCUGGGCUUUAAGAUUCAUGUGGAGGACGGCUGUGACCUGGCUGACCCCUGUGACUCUAACAUCUGCCCUGAGAACAGCCACUGCAGCGACGACUGGAGCACACACACCUGCGUCUGCGACCCAGGGUACUUUGGGAGGGAGUGCGUUGACGCGUGUCACCUCAACCCCUGCGAGCACGUGUCCACCUGCGUCCGCAAGCCUAGCUCCUCCCAUGGCUACACCUGCGAGUGUGGACAGAACUACUACGGACAGUACUGCGAAAACAAGGUUGAGAAGCCGUGUCCUAGGGGCUGGUGGGGGAACCCCAUGUGUGGCCCCUGCCACUGUGACAUCAGCAAAGGGUUCGACCCUGACUGUAACAAGACCAGUGGAGAGUGUCGCUGCAAGGAUAACUACUACCAGCCCAAAGAGGAGGACACCUGUUACCCCUGUGAGUGCUUCCCUCUAGGGGCCCAYUCCCGUACUUGUGACCCCCACACCGGACAGUGCCCCUGUAAAGCCGGGGUCAUCGGACAACAAUGUAACCGCUGUGACAACCCCUUCGCUGAGGUCACCGCCACCGGUUGUGAAGUGGUGUACGAGGGCUGUCCCAAGGCYUUCGACCAAGGGAUCUGGUGGCCCAAGACCAAAUUUGGCCGUCCUGCAGCCAUGAACUGUCCCAAAGGAUCUAUCGGAACUGCCAUCCGCCACUGCAAUGAUGAAAAGGGCUGGCUGCCUCCUGAACUCUUCAACUGUACCACAGUCUCCUUCACCCAGCUCAUGAAGAUGAAUGAGGAGAUGCAUCGUAACGUGUCCAGGAUGGACCGCGAGCGCGCCAAAGCUAUCGUGCGCCUGCUCCACAACGCCACCAACCACACGGACAGCUACUACGGCAACGAUGUGAAGACAGCGUUCCAGCUGCUGACCAGGGUCCUCCAGUACGAGAGUCAUCAGACAGGCUUCGAUCUCACGGCCACGAGAGACGCGGAGUUCAACGAGAACCUGGUGAGAGCGGGCAGUGCCAUCCUAGACCCUGGCACCAGAGACCACUGGGAGCAGAUCCAGCGCUCUGAGGGGGGCACCGCMCACCUGCUGCGCMACUUUGAGGAUUACACCAACACCCUGGCACAGAACAUGAGGAAGACCUACCUCAAACCAUUCACCAUCGUCACUGAYAACAUGAUCAUUGUUGUUGAUUACCUGGACACGUCCGUCCCUGAGCAGGCCUCAGUCCCUCGCUUCCAUGAGAUCCAGGAGUACUACCCCARAGACCUCACGUCSUCUGUCCGUUUCCCACAGUUCAACACUAGGSCCCAGGAGGUCCACGACAAAGGUGCAAGUCGUCUGCUCACACUACCACUGGACUUGGAAUACUGCAAACUGUACAAACUCUUUUGGGCUGUAAUCCAUCAAAACCUUUGGGAUUUGUCGGUGACCUACAAACAUGGUGACGUGUUACCCCUAAAAAUUGUGACCUACACCACGGUGUCAGCCUCCCUGGUAGCACUGUUCCUCACCUUCAUCCUGCUGGCUCUACUCAGGAAGCUACGCUCUAACCUCCACAGCAUCCACAAGAACCUGGUGGCGGCACUCUUCUUCUCCGAGCUCGUCUUCCUCAUCGGCAUCAACCAGACUGACAACCCAUUUGUGUGCACGGUGAUCGCCAUCCUGCUCCACUACUUCUACAUGUGUACGUUUGCCUGGAUGUUUGUGGAGGGCCUCCACAUCUACCGCAUGCUGACGGAGGUACGGAACAUCAACCACGGCCACAUGAGGUUCUACUACGCCAUGGGCUGGGGCAUACCUGCGGUCAUCACAGGUCUGGCAGUGGGUCUUGACCCUCAGGGCUAUGGGAACCCAGACUUCUGCUGGCUCUCUGUCCACGACACCCUCAUCUGGAGCUUCGCAGGGCCCAUCUCUGUAGUCGUCCUGGUCAACAUCGUCAUCUUUGUACUGGCAGCUAAGGCGUCCUGUGGACGCAGGCAGAGGUCCUUCCAGAAGUCUGGAGCCAUUCCUGCUAUGAGGAUGGCCUUCCUGCUCCUAUUGCUCAUCAGCGCCACCUGGCUGUUGGGCCUCAUGGCCGUCAACAGUGAUGUCAUGACCUUCCACUACCUGUUCGCCAUCUUCAGUUGUCUGCAGGGCAUCUUCAUCUUCUUCUUCCAUGUGAUCUUUAAUAAAGAAGUGAGGAAGAAUCUGAAGAAUGUCUUUACCGGGAAGAAGGCUUCACCGGAUGAGUCCAGCACUACCAGAGCGUCUCUACUCACUCGGUCUCUGAAUUGUAACAACACGUACACUGAGGACGGUCCUCUGUACAGGUCAGCCAUUGGGGAGUCCGCUGUUUCUCUGGAGAGUGCCGUCAGGGGUGACUCUGGCCAGAAGCACAGCGCAUCGUCAGGGACAGCUAAAGCAGGACACGCCGACCUGGACGGACCUCUGUUCCACAGRAACGGCACUAAAGGAGGAGACGACUCGGACUCGGACAGUGAGUUGUCUGUAGAUGAACACAGCUCGUCCUAUGCCUCGUCUCACUCUUCUGACAGCGAAGAKGAUGACAUGGACAUCARGCCCAAGUGGAACAACGAGAGACCGCCUCUACACAGCACACCUAAAGGGCACAGCAUCAAAGUGGAAGCAGUGUCCAAUCAUGUGAAGCCUCACUGGCCCAAGGAGGCGAUGACAGCCAGUGACAGCGARGAUCCUGGGGGUGCAGGACGGCUGAGGGUGGAGACCAAGGUGAACGUGGAGCUGCACCAGGAGAACAAACACAACCAUGUAGGAGAGAGAGGAGAGACACCGCAGGACCGGGAGACCCCCACUAGGGAGAAUGGACCUCUCAGUCUACCCUCCAAUGGGCCUCCCAGCCUGGGCACCCACCAGCCUGAGCCGAAGAAGGGCAUCCUGAAGAACAAGAUCACGUACCCUCCUCCCUUGACCGACAAGAACAUGAAGAACCGACUGCGGGAGAAGCUGAGUGACUACAACCGUCCCCCCAUCAUCCCUCCGUCCAAGAGCCCCUCCGUGGCCUCCGACGACGGGGUGCACCCCGUGUCUGUGGGCAACAGCGCAAUCAUCAAGCCGCCGAUUGCCCCACGGCCACAAUUACCACAGAAUGGGAGCGUGGCURUGAGCAUGCAGGCGAUGGCGACCAACGGAGGCAACGAAUCAGACUCGGAGAAAACCAGAGUCUCUCUGCCCUUAUGAGAGGAGAAAAGAUGAUCUCUCACUGAAGUAGAGGAGAGAAGGAGGAGAAUAAAGGAACAAGAGAGCAAAGGAGGAAAGAGAGGCGGGAAAAGGAUAGGUAUAAAGAAAAGGAGAGAAGGUAUCAUGCCCAUGUGCAAUGGAGAAGUGACCUCUCACCCUUGACCUCUCACCUUCAUCUCCUAAGGAGUGCAGUAUUCCUUCAGAGCCACGCCUGCCGGACUAAACUAAAGAAAAGGGAAUGUAUGGGUCAGACUAAACCAAGUAAAGGAGGAAGUGCUACMUACUGGACUAAUGGAACCUCCUGUGCCAAACCACUAAAUAGGAGGUGAAGAAAGAGUCCAUCCCCYAGAAUGAGUGACUCACAUUGGCUGGACAGACUCAAGAGCCUCAGGGCUGAUACAGAUACGGAUGUAUGGAUAUAUGACCACUGUGUGCUGGUACAGUCAGUUGUAGUCCAGAGAAAGACUUCAAAGACUACAAAUCCUAUAGRGGUCUACAGGAAGUUCAGGAGAAACUCAGAGACUUACCAAGUGCGCUAUUCCUCCAAGCUACUCAUAGAAAGAGGAAUAUAGCCUUUCACCCUGUGUGUUUAGAGUGUAAUUAAUAUGUAGAUAUUUCMMMAAAAAUCUAUAUUUUGUAUUUGAACKGUGUCAUCAUGGAUGAGAGACAAAAAUACAUGUUUGUAAAUUGAAAAGAAAAUGCUUUUGUAAAAACAACAAUUCUAGAAAUAAUUUCUGAUUGUGGAGAAAUCACACGCUGUAAUAUGACAUGUUAUUCUGUGGCUCAGACUAGCAAACCUGUGCCUUAUCACUGUGCAAACCCUACCCAUCUGGUACUUCAGGAAUCUCCCCCCCCCCCCCCCCCCCCCAAAAUGGAGUAUUUGAAAGAAAACAUUUGAACACAGGUCAGCAGCACACACCCAUUAUUCUGCUUCCCAAAGUAGGUAACCACUGCAGUACAUAUAUGGUAUGGAGUCUCUAAUGUCACGCUAACCACUACACAAGUAAUACCUUUACAACACUUCCUAUCAUGUACAAAAUGUGAUUUUUUUUGUAUGAUCAAAGACACUGGGAUUGUUUUGURACAUAUGUAUAUUUAUUUUUAUGGUUUCAAGACACUGGAAAAAAACAAUGAUUGUAACUGUCAAAUUAAAGAUGACAUGUUGAAUUUUU
This is a messenger RNA of Salvelinus sp. IW2-2015, 10131 nucleotides long. Lineage: Eukaryota; Metazoa; Chordata; Actinopteri; Salmoniformes; Salmonidae. The record is from RefSeq and is a predicted model, not a curated record.